CUGUCGCUGACUUCAAAUCAACAAUGGAGUCAAUAAUAAAGGAAGGCAACUUACACAAGGAAGGCGGAGGAGCCAUCACAAGAUGGCAGCAGAGAUGGUUCAGAUUGACAUCAAAAUCUUUCUCGUGGCACAAGUCUAAAGACGACACGCAACAGCAGGGCUCUGUUGCCGUGAACGAAAUUGUUGCAGUCGAGAAGCUGGUGGGAGAGAGAUCAAGCAGACAGAACUGCUUUAGUCUUGGGGUAGCAGGAAAAGACAAGGUCUAUCAGUUGGCGGCCGACAGCAAAGAGGAAAGGGAUGCUUGGGUGGAAGUUCUUAAUUCGUCAUCGAUCUCUUCUACAAGUCCAUUAAGCUCGAGUGUGAAGUAUGUCACUGUGGAAACCUACAGUAGUCAUGGAGUUCGUGUCACUGGUGAUCCUGGUAAUCUGAUCCUAACACAAAUUGGAAGUGGUUUGGCUUCUGAUAAGAAACGUAGAGAUGAAAGAGGAUGGUUCUGCGACAGACAUUUGCCAUUAAACGUUGUACUGAAUUUGUUUGCUCAACACGGAUGGAUUCUUGUUCGAACGUAUGAAAGCGAAAGUAUUUCAUCAUUGGAUGGAAGCACAAAUCCCUGCAAUGUAGCCAUUUUCUGUAAAGACGCUACUUCUUUCCUGACAUCUCCGACAGCUGCCAUCGCACCAAGUGUUAUCACCAGAAAUCUUGUCCCGACCAACAACCGGCCACUAAGUGCCUUUAGGCCACUGAACAUCAUUAAAGACGACGACGACAAGGAAUUAAUUGAAGGUGCAGAUGAUGAACUGGCAAAACUGAUGCAAGAAUUCAAUAUCCCCCUAGAUUUGCUGUACACCAACAAGGCAUCUUAGACUGUCCAGUAAGUACAUGCUCAAUCUCUUUACAGGCAGCAGGCAGCUUUAGCUUUGGGCUCACAUUUAUUAAUUUUUUCAAACUGUUAACUGCAAAGUAUAAAAUUCGCUGCUCCUUUAUGCGAUUAUGUACUGAGAAAGCGGGUAGCUAGUCUACAAUGUUCGGUUACCACUUGUAGAGAAGUAUUACUGUAUACUGAAAAUAUCUAUACUAACUAGUUAGUACAUGUCUGGUUAUUAAACAGACUAAGUUUUUCCAGAUAA
Molecule: messenger RNA, 1127 nt
Organism: Corticium candelabrum
Lineage: Eukaryota; Metazoa; Porifera; Homoscleromorpha; Homosclerophorida; Plakinidae
Exons: 14
Coding region: 24-863 (279 amino acids)
Source: RefSeq, a predicted model, not a curated record